Messenger RNA from Cydia fagiglandana, 915 nucleotides. Its product is annotated as enkurin. The coding region runs from base 107 to 865 and encodes 252 amino acids. Gene Ontology annotation, molecular function: calmodulin binding. The record is from RefSeq and is a predicted model, not a curated record. The transcript is spliced from 5 exons. Lineage: Eukaryota; Metazoa; Arthropoda; Insecta; Lepidoptera; Tortricidae. Gene Ontology annotation, cellular component: acrosomal vesicle.
UAACUUAUAUAUCCAUGGAAACCGGGGGAGUGUUUGGCGUUAGGCCUUAGAAUAUUUACGGUAAAUCAUAAUAUAUUUUUGCUAGUUAUUUUGUAUAGGUAAAGGCAUGUCGAUAGUGGAAAUCGCACACCAUAACGAAGUCAUUUACACCAUUCUCGACAAACCCCCACCGGAUCCACCGAAGACGCCCAGGUACCACUCUGAGCUAGAGAAACAGCUGAAGGCCCGAAAGAUACCCCAACUGCGUCGGACAUUUGGGUACGCGGAGACGCCGGUCAACCCCCCUGACCAGUUCCUUAAGAAGGGGGAAGGAUAUAGUCAACCCGUAAAGAAGUCAGACCACAAAUGCAUCAAGGGCGACUUACCCGCCGUGCCGAGGCGACCCCCGCCAGGAAAGGGGCCAGAAAAACCUAAGGUCAACUUUAGGGUACUCAACAUUAAGAAAGCCGUCAAGGUUAAGGGUAGACCCGUAGAGCCGAGAUUAGUAGACACCCGCGACGGCCAUAUAAAGAAGAUCAAGGGCUCCGGUGAAGUCCCGGAAUACUGUCUCCGACCGGACUUCGGGCGUAUGCCGGCUUACCUGGUGCGUCGCAACAGGAGAAUCAGAAUGGAACAGGAAGCCAUGCAGUACGCUGAUGAUCACAAGGAGAGUCUGUGCAAGCAGCUUGCUGAUGAGGAGAGAGAGAAACUGCUCAAGGACCUGAAAAACAAAUGGCAGCUGAAGCAGAAGGCGUUCCUCCAGCUACCCAUGCUCACAGACACGGUGCCGAAAAUCAUGAAGAAAGUUAAGAUGGAGCAGGAGCUGAAACAGCUCGAGAAGGACAUACAGCUCGUCGAGUCCAACCCGUAUAUAUACAUUUAUUGAGUGUACAUAAUACGGGGCCGCAACUAAAUUUAUCUCAGGAGGUCGAUUCU